This is a messenger RNA of Dendronephthya gigantea, 1866 nucleotides long. Its product is annotated as BTB/POZ domain-containing protein 6-B-like. Gene Ontology annotation, biological process: neurogenesis. Bases 17 to 1369 code for a protein of 450 amino acids. The record is from RefSeq and is a predicted model, not a curated record. The transcript has a single exon. Gene Ontology annotation, cellular component: cytosol. NCBI's taxonomy places the organism in Eukaryota, Metazoa, Cnidaria, Anthozoa, Malacalcyonacea, Nephtheidae. Gene Ontology annotation, molecular function: protein binding.
UAGCAACUUCAUAAAAAUGACUUCAAUGCAAACUUGUGUAAAUUGGCAAUCGACGAAGAAGACUGCGUUAGAAAGAAACCGUCAUAUGCUGAACAAUUCUGAGUUCAGUGACAUAAGUUUUACUUGCCAAGGUUCACAGAAGGUAUUCUAUGCUCACAAGUAUGUCCUUGCUACAAGCAGCGCCGUGUUUAAUGCUAUUCUCUAUGGUGAUUCUGGAGAAAAGAUAUCCAAUAUUCAUCUCAACGAUACAGAUGAGAAAAGCCUGGAGGAAUUUUUGACGUUCCUCUAUACAGAUAACUGUAAUCUAACGCCGAGCACUACCGUAUCUGUGGUGUAUCUCUCUAAGAAAUACAACGUGCCUGCGCUGACAGAGUAUGUAAAAUGUCGUCUAGCAAGGGACAUGGAUCCUGGGAAUGUACUGAGUGUUUUAGAUCUAGCAAUCCAUUUUGAAGAGAGUGAUUUGGAAGAAAAAUGUUGGCAAGUCAUAGAAUGGCGUACGUGCGAGGUGAUUGCUUCGAAGAAUUUCAAUAACGUCAGCCGAAAGACGUUGGCGAGCUUGUUGAGGCGUAACCACUUAAUGAUACCCGAAGUUGAAUUAUUUCAGGCUGUCUUAAAGUGGAUCGAUUUUCAAUGUUCACAGAAAGGUUUUCACCCGACCAUUGAAAACAGAAGAUGGGUUAUUGGUGAGGCGAUUUACGACUUAAGAUUUCUGGCUAUGACUCAGGAAGAGUUUGCGAAACACGUUUCAAAAUCCGGUUUGCUUUCCACAGAGGAACUAGUUCCAGUUUAUGAAAAACUUAACAAUCUCGAGUCUGCAUUGUUGAAAUGGAAACUGCCCGAGAGAGAAAAAACGUUAAAUGCCACGAAAGAAAGGAUUCGUAUAUCAAGAUUUUCUAAGCACGAUUAUUAUUCGCCAAGUAGGGAUCUGAGUGAAUACCAAUUAAGAAAACAAAGAUACCUUCUAGAUACUCUCUCUUUCUCUGUUGAUCAGUACGCAUUAUUUCUCGGUGUGCAAUUGUUUGGGAAUUCAUCUCGAAAAUCAAAAGAAGGUGAUAUUCGUUACACACCAUUUACAUUGCUUAUCAAUGACAAGUAUAUAAAAAACGCUGCUGUCAUUCCGAUAAUCGAAGACGACAUUCUAUACGUUGAUGUGUUCUUCGAGUUUCCCAUUUUGAUAAAAAAAGAUGAAGUAGUAAAGAUGGGUCUUCGUGACCAAACUUCACAAGCUUCAGAAGUUUCACACUUAGGAUGGCGUGGAAAACCAACGGUAACCGUGAAUGGGAUAACCGCCACUUUCUUUGAUGUUUCCUUCGGCGAACGAACCUGUGUGUCCAAGGGACAGUUCCAUCAGAUCAUAAUUUCAGUUUAAACGUGUGUUGAAUAUGUGCUAGAGCACAGUUAAGACUAGAUUACAAAAAUCGGAAGAUAUAUCGACUGUCCUUUGUAUUUAUACAACUGAUUACUCAAAAAAUUACUGGGGCCCGUUGUAUAAAAAGGUAGUUAAAUUUUAACUAUAGUUAGUGGCAGAAUUGGCCAAUGGGAAUAAUGUAAUCUCUAGUUAACUACGAUUUAACUACUUAAAUGUAGUUAAGAGUUUUAUACAACCGGCCCCAGUACAUAUACUGGCAUGCAUGGUUACAUUAUCAGUACGGUAUAUCCAUUGGCAAUAAACAUUAAACCGAUGAUAAAGAGCAAGGUGUGAGCAGCUAGCAUUUGAAUAAAAUGACAUCAUAGCCAGGUAAUCAAUAUUGUGUGGUUUUGGUGCUAAUGGCCUUUUGGGCACCUCUUCCCUGCCUAUGAUUAAAUUGACAAAUAUUGAACAGAUUUAACUCAUUAUUUAACAAUUUAAUGACAAACCAGUUAGUU